Molecule: messenger RNA, 1236 nt
Organism: Rhinolophus ferrumequinum (greater horseshoe bat)
Lineage: Eukaryota; Metazoa; Chordata; Mammalia; Chiroptera; Rhinolophidae
Product: olfactory receptor 10AD1
Biological process (GO): G protein-coupled receptor signaling pathway
Cellular component (GO): membrane
Molecular function (GO): olfactory receptor activity
Source: RefSeq, a predicted model, not a curated record
AUGCAGCGGACUCCGGGGAUCACAGGCAUCCUACAGAGGGACCAUGAGGGGUCCCAGGGUUCCCGCAAGAGGUGCUGGAGAAAGACUGGGUGCCUCGAGUGGGUCUACACAAAACUCAAGCCAGUUUUCCAAGCAACCUUAACCCUAAAUGCUAAAGCAGCAAGGAAUGGCCUUCAGGUCACUGUCAAUCCAGAACAGGACCAGAGAGUUCUUUUGGUGGAGCUGGCAUCACUGAGUUCCCCAGUAGCCCCUAUACAAAGCUACCUCGUCUGUGCCUUUCCUGUCCUCCCUCUUCAAGCAGACCCCAGAUGGUGGACGGAAGGAACGGGGGCACAGUGGCAGUUUAUCCUCGUGGGCUUUGAGCAGAGUUGCCUUUCCACUUGGGUAUUGCUCUUUUCCCUCUUCCUAAUCCUUGCCAUGGCCAUGCAUGGCCUCAUCAUUUUCAUCACCUGGACAGACCCCAGGCUUAACAGCCCCAUGGACUUCUUUGGCCACCUGUGCUUCCUGGAUACCUGCUUCAGCACCACCACCCUCCCGCAGAUGCUGAUCCACCUGGUGGUCAAGAACUGUACUCUCUCCUUUGCCUCCUGCAUGACCCAGAUGUAUCUGGUGUUUGGUGUGGGUGUGGCCGAGUGCAUCCUCUUGGCUUUUAUGGACUGUGACCGUUAUCCUGCUAUCUGCCACCAGCUUAACUAUGCCCAGAUCAUGAGCCAGCAGGUCUGUGUGAGGCUGGUGGGUCCUGCCUGGUUCUAGGCUGAUUACAUGACAUUUCGUGGUCCGUUCUGUGUAGACAACCACAUAGAAAACUUCUUCUGUUGUGAGGCCCCCAUAGUGACCACCCUCUCUUGUGGAGACCCCCACUUUAGUCUGAGGGUGAUCUUUGCUGAAGCCAUUGUGGGGCUGCUCAGCCCCACGACGCUCACUGGCGUCUCCUAUGCCCUGAUCUGGGCCUCUGUCUUCAGCAGAGCCUCCUCCUCGGCUCGGGGGAAGCGCUUCUCUACUUGCACCUCCAAUCUGACUGUGGUCAGCUUUUGCUAUACCUCGGCCCUGUUCUCUUACAUGAACCCCCACAGCACACAUGGCCCUGACAAAGACACGCCUUUCUCCCUCCUCUACACCAUCACCACCGCCAUGUGCAAACCCAUCAUCUACAGUUUCCAAAACAAGGAAAGGAAGGGGGCCAUGGUGAGGGCCCUGGACAGACCAGCCUGGCGCAGGCGGAGUCUGUCUAGCUAG